Messenger RNA from Trichechus manatus latirostris (Florida manatee), 1341 nucleotides. It is a transcript of the gene EDAR, whose product is annotated as ectodysplasin A receptor. Gene Ontology annotation, biological process: positive regulation of JNK cascade; positive regulation of canonical NF-kappaB signal transduction. Gene Ontology annotation, molecular function: signaling receptor activity. Gene Ontology annotation, cellular component: plasma membrane. The record is from RefSeq and is a predicted model, not a curated record. The transcript is spliced from 11 exons. The coding region runs from base 1 to 1341 and encodes 446 amino acids. NCBI's taxonomy places the organism in Eukaryota, Metazoa, Chordata, Mammalia, Sirenia, Trichechidae.
AUGGCCACGCAGGGGACUGUAAAUUGGCUCCCUGUCCUGGUGGUGUGUCUGAUGUACUCAGCCAGAGCCGAAUACUCAAACUGCGGCGAGAAUGAGUACUACAACCAGACCACAGGGCUCUGCCAUGAGUGUCCACAGUGCGGGCCAGGGGAGGAGCCCUACAUGUCCUGUGGCUACGGCGCCAAAGAUGACGACUAUGCCUGUGUCCCGUGCCCAGCAGAGAAGUUUUCCAAAGGAGGCUACCAGAUAUGCAGGCGCCACAAAGACUGUGAGGGCUUCUUCCGGGCCACUGUGCUGACGCCGGGGGACAUGGAGAAUGACGCCGAGUGUGGGCCUUGUCUCCCUGGCUACUACAUGUUGGAAAAUAGACCCAGGAACAUCUACGGCAUGGUCUGCUACUCCUGCCUCCUGGCCCCUCCCAACACCAAGGAAUGUGUGGGAGCCACGUCAGGAUCUUCUGCCAACUUGCCCAGCACCUCUGGCAGCAGCACCCUCUCCCCUUCCCAGCAUGCCUACAAAGCAGACCUCUCAGGCCAAGGACACCUGGCCACAGCCCUGAUCAUCGCCAUGUCCACCAUCUUCAUCAUGGCUAUUGCCAUCGUCCUCAUCAUCAUGUUCUACAUCAUGAAGACAAAGCCUUCUGCCCAAGCCUGCUGUACCAGCCACUCAGUGAAGAGCGUGGAAGCCCAAGUGAGCAAGGAAGAGGAGAAAAAAGAGACCCAAGACAAUGUAGUGAUUUUCUCUGAGAAGGAUGAGUUCGAGAAGCUGGCAGCAACUCCAGCAAAGACUACCAAGAGUGAAAACGACGCAUCGUCGGAGAACGAGCAGCUGCUGAGCCGGAGCAUGGACAGUGAUGAGGAGCCCGCCAUUGACAAGCAGGCCUCCCCAGAGCUGUGCCUGUUAUCCUUAGUUCACUUGACGAGAGAGAAGUCUCCCACCAACAAGAAAUCAACCGGGAUUCAAAGUCGAAGGAAAAAGAUAUUGGAUGUGUAUGCCAAUGUGUGUGGAGUAGUAGAAGGUCUCAGCCCCACAGAAUUGCCGUUUGAUUGCCUUGAGAAGACCAGCCGAAUGCUCAGUUCCACAUACAACUCAGAGAAGGCUGUCGUGAAGACAUGGCGCCACCUUGCCGAGAGCUUUGGACUGAAGAGGGAUGAGAUCGGGGGCAUGACGGACGGCAUGCAGCUCUUCGACCGCAUCAGCACAGCAGGUUACAGCAUCCCGGAGCUGCUCACAAAACUGGUGCAAAUCGAGCGGCUGGAUGCCGUGGAGUCCCUGUGUGCAGACAUACUGGAGUGGGCUGGGGUCGUGCCCCCUGCCCCCCAGCCAUCCGCUACAUCCUAA